AUGGACGCUUCUGAUGAUGUCACGGAUGACCUGCUCGGAUUGCCGGGUUUCAUCCGGCGAAAUCUCCUGCUGAUGCGGGAGUUAGAUACGAAGUUCGUGUCUCUUCUAGAUGAUGCUAGGAAGAAGGAACAGGUACUAUUAAGCAAGCUACAGGCGCAGACUCCAACGUCAUCCCCUGCUGCUGCUGAUAAGACGGCGUCUAAGCGCGAAGCGUCGACCAGUCCCAUUAAGAGGCAGGCGUCGGACGAGAAAGGGUCCGGCCCUGCAAAAGGCCGCGGCUCCAAACAGAAGCAAGCUGCCGAGUCCAAAUCGAAGCCGGCAGGCGGAGAUACGAAACGCCACUGUAAGGGAAAUACGCCAGCAGCCACAGAGAGCGGCAGCACCCCGACGGCCAUCGCACCAACAGGACCUCCUCCCGAUAGCGUUACACAGGAAGAAAUGGAUGACAUUCAGAAAACUCGUAUGGACGCCAUCUAUCUAAUGCAGGAGAAGUUGGCCAUCAACGACCAGGUGACGUACAUGCUAAAGCACGAAUACGAGAACCUCAAGGUCCUCUUCGACAACAUGUACCACGAGAUGGAGACGUCGGGGCAGAUGACGGAUAAGUUGCGGAUGUCGUUCACCGUGACCAAGUCCAAGCCGCCGCAAAUGGAUACGAUUCUGUCGGGUACGGAGCAGGAGUUGCUGGGGAAUGCGCCGGGUUCUGCGGGCGGCAGCGCAGACAUGACUGCCUCUCGUACACCGGCGUGGAUCAGCGUAGUACCUGAGGCGGUGGCCUCCAGCAUUCCGACAUUGGGACCGAAAUCCGAGUCAAAGGAUGCUACGUGA
This is a messenger RNA of Babesia bigemina, 828 nucleotides long. RefSeq lists its product as hypothetical. Bases 1 to 828 code for a protein of 275 amino acids. The record is from RefSeq and is a predicted model, not a curated record. Lineage: Eukaryota; Apicomplexa; Aconoidasida; Piroplasmida; Babesiidae. The transcript has a single exon.